UAUAUAUAUAUAUAUAUAUAAUUGGCGCGUACACCCUUUUUGGGUGUUUGGCCGUCAAUCAUUGUAAAUAUAAUAUUUUUUUACCGGUGACUGUACAAUUCCUGAAUGCCAGCGGGCACUAAUUUUCCGUGUGCGGCCAGAACUCACCGAACGGUUGGUUCUUGCACCUUGACUACGCGCCUAUCUAUUGUUCAGUGUUCAAGAAUUUUUGGCGAAAAAAGAUGGAAUGCACUUCAAAUGAACUCUGGCAGUAUACAGAAGGUCAAGAAAGUUGUAUUCGCGCUGCUGAACGGGUUAACUUCGAAGGAAUAUCAGCUGUACUAUCAACCGAGGGAGCAUCGUUCGAAUAGUUGCAUAGAGUUAGGGGAUUCUAUUAAGAAGGUCGAUUGCUUUUGCUUGACAAAUUCCGGGUACUUAACUGCCUGUGGAUGCUGAUGGAGAAUGAAUAUUUAUUUACAACAAAUUUAUUUUAAUAAAUAAAAUAGAAGAUCUGUGUUCUGCUAU
Messenger RNA from Anastrepha ludens (Mexican fruit fly), 504 nucleotides. RefSeq lists its product as uncharacterized. NCBI's taxonomy places the organism in Eukaryota, Metazoa, Arthropoda, Insecta, Diptera, Tephritidae. The record is from RefSeq and is a predicted model, not a curated record. The coding region runs from base 106 to 435 and encodes 109 amino acids. The transcript has 2 exons.